CCCUGUUUUUCCUACUUUCUCUCUACGUAUUUUUUAGUUCCGUAUCUCGCUGAUGGAGCCUUCAUAUACUCUGGAUAUUUCUUCUUAUCCUAUUUAUCAUUCAAUUAAUUCACGCUUCCGAUAAAUUUCACACAGAUUUGCGGGUAUUACUAUCAAUUUUCUUUAUGGCGACGAUAAUUUUGAUCAGGAUUCGUGCCACAAUACAUACAAAUUAACUCAUAAAUCUCUUAUUGAUUCAUAUAAAUAUCCGAUUACUUCUUCAAUUUCUCUAUUGCUUAUGUGGGUUUUUGAACUUUAAGAAUUUGCAACAAUGGAGAAGUCAAAACAACCACAAAUAAAUGUUACGAACAAUUAUUUGGGCAGAGGAUUGAAUUUGGAUGUAUCGGCUGUCAAGGCCAUCAGGGAUACCUAUCCUGAUUCUCCUUCAGGAAGUAGUGAAAAUGUUUUACCCCUUUCUCGUCCCUGUUUUGAGUUGUUGUAUGAAACUCCUGAAAGAUCUGCAAACCAGAGGCGUCUGCAAAUGGGGAGUUUUAGGGAGCAAAGGGUGGAAGGCGAAGGCCUGGCAAUUGUUUCUAGAGUACCUUCACAUUCUACUUCCAAAAGUUAUAAUCAAGUUGCAAAUCCAAACAUGGAUGAAUUAGGUAUAAGUAACCAUAAACCGACAAGAAAGUUAGAUGACAAGAAACGAGCAAAAGUGGUUAAGGAUGAUUUUCAGGAUAUACAAUUUCAGUUACGGUUUUUUCACUACUUCAUGAUCUGUAAAACUGAUUAUACACAUUUCACAUGUCCUGGAUGUGUGUAUGCUUAUUAUCUACCCAAAGUCGAGCAAGAUGAUGAUGCUAUAACUGGUGCUUCAGCUAAGGAUCAUAUUGAGGACUUUUAUAUUGACGUCCCGCAGUCCCAGAUUGUGAAAUAUACAAAUCCUGAGGCAUCUGCCAAAGAUCCCAUGUAGGAUUUUUACAUUGACGUCCCAGAGUCACAAAUUGUGAAAUAUACAAAUCCGGCGGUAGUGGAACCUACAUCUGAAUGUUUUAUAGGACAGGAGCGCCCUGGAUCAGUCAAUAAGUCAUCGUUAUUGAGUUUUAUUGGUUCAAGCAACAGUUCGGUGGGAGGACGCUCAACAAAGACCAUUGUGACUGGAGGACACCCUUUCGUAGACUUUGCAAAUGCUGAUGAUUACAACAAGAUCACGAGUGCUUUCAAAACUUGGGUUACUACAGGUUUGAGGACAAAAAGAAAUUUUUUUCAGGGGUUGUGUUUACAACAAAAAGGAUAAUGUAUUACAGCCGCCAUUUGAAUUUGGGGUUAUGCAUGUCCAUAAGAAGGAGUGGUUCCACCAGCUUGCAUACAAAGGCCAACCUUUAAAUGAUACUGUACGUUAGAUAUUUAUACAUUUGAAUAUAUUCUUUAAUUUAUAGAUGUCUUAUAUCUUUGGUUGUGAGUUUAUAGACAACAGUCAAGGAGCAACAUGUAUAAACAUAUUUUUAUUCUUUGACAGCAUGUGGAUAUCUUAUUUUACUAUUUAAGGAAGAAGGGGAAAUAUGAUCUGAAUGUUACAGUGAAGUUCACCACCACAGAUUAUUUAUUUGAUUUGAAGAUUAAGGCUCUUCAUAAGAAAUUUAUUGGACAAAAUAGAGAUGUCUUCGUGUUGAAUCCUGGUCACGAUCUCGCCCAAUAUAUUCUGGGUAAUCUAAUGCUUUGUAACCGUCCGUGGCAUACUGUCGACCACAUAUUAUUUCCCAUUCUUGUUUCUAUGGACAAUUGGCACUGGGUACUAGCAAUUCUAUCUUUCAAAGGCAGAUGCAUUUACCUUUAUGAUUCAAAGCAAGGUAUCGCUUAUAAAUCCAAGGUCCGGAGAGUAAUUGACGCAUAUGCUGUUACACCCCCGUACUUUUUGGGUGCUCUUAGUUUUUAUCACAAAAGGAAUGACAUCGAAUUGAAUCAAGGUCCAUAUAAAGAUAAAACAGAGGAUGAUCCCUUUGAUGUUGUCGUGGUUGAUGAGUUACCAAUUUAGCAAGACACGUAAGAUUUAUGCAAAUUGUUACAAUUUCUUAUACAGGUUGUCGUAUAACUUAAUUCUUCUCUUACACAUAUGGUAAUUUUAAGUUUCUAUUUUUUAAAUGUGGCGUGCUUGUUGCAAUGUUCGCGGAAUCAUUCAUAUGUGGACAAAACGUGUCUGAUAUCAAUGGUCAACGCCUCAGGUUUGGCGUGUUAAUGUGGGAAUAUGGCAGAAUGAAACAGGAUCUGCUUGUCGCUAGUGAUGCGGAAGUCCCUGGGAAAUGAAACCGAUUAUGUAAUACUGAUUAUGGUUUUCUCAUAUAAAACACUCUUUUAUCUUAAUGUCCAUGGACAAGUAAUUAUGCUAUUGAAGUAUUACUGGAAUGUAUUGGUUUUGUUCUUAUACCAUUCAAGGAUAUAUAGCAGGAUAUCCUUUUUACUCUA
Molecule: messenger RNA, 2442 nt
Organism: Nicotiana tabacum (common tobacco)
Lineage: Eukaryota; Viridiplantae; Streptophyta; Magnoliopsida; Solanales; Solanaceae
Source: RefSeq, a predicted model, not a curated record